Trematosphaeria pertusa is the source of this 1004-nucleotide messenger RNA. RefSeq names its product thioredoxin-like protein. The transcript has a single exon. Bases 280 to 732 code for a protein of 150 amino acids. Lineage: Eukaryota; Fungi; Ascomycota; Dothideomycetes; Pleosporales; Trematosphaeriaceae. The record is from RefSeq and is a predicted model, not a curated record.
CGCCGACAGACAUCGUCAGGCAUCGCUAAGCGGCGGUGGAAGAUUCCACAAUAUUGGGCCAUACGAAGAGCACGCGUAUAAGAUGGCCUGACUAGUCUCUUUGUCUUGAUCACAGGAAUCGAAAGCAGCACUCACAUUCAACUCACCACAGCCUCACAGCUUCCAGGCCCCGCUCACCCCAUCGAACGACAUCUCACCGCGCAACAACGUAAUAAAAGCACGGCGACCUGCUUCGAGGGACCAAGCAAAAGCAGAAGAACCAACUACCACAUCAACAACAUGCCGAUCGAAAUCAACUCCCCGCUGCAAUUCCGUACCCUCCUCAACGGGCACACCUACCUCGUCGCAGAUUUCACUGCGACUUGGUGCCCGCCCUGCAAAGUCAUCGCGCCCAUCUACGAGCAACUCGCCUCUGCAAACGCCAUCGCGGGCAAACUCGCUUUCGUCAGUGUCAAUGUCGACGAGCAGCAGGAGGUGACCGCCCAAUACGGCAUCCAGGCUAUGCCCACGUUCCUGAUAUUCAAGGAUGGGAAGCAGAUUGAAGAGAUCAAGGGCGCUAAUCCGCCGGCGCUAAAGAAGGUGGUGGAGAGGAUCGCAGCGGAUGUGAAGACGCAGGUUACGCCGCCGAAGCCGAAGCCUGCGGAGGAGAAGAAGGAGGGAGAGGAGGAGCAGACUGUCAGUGGGAGCUACGAGAUAACUGGUGGCAAACACUGGAAGAUGUCUUUGACCUGAAGGACCCGCGCUUCCAGGCGUGGGUCUCGCUGUGGCUCGUAGCCGUGUUGGGAUAGCAUGGCUCGGACGGCUUCGGGCCUAUGACGCUCGUUAGGGGAGAGCUUGGAAUGAUUUGAUACCCAGUUGGAUUGGCGUUGGAUGUGAUAUUUUGGGAUAGGUGUAACAUCCAAUGAUUAUGAUUUUGUAUUUCUACUGAGCCUUAACCUAAACCUUUGAAGCAAUUGAGGCUGGUGACUAUGCCAGACUACCACCGAUAGUGACGAAGUAUCCAG